CCGGAGUGUGAGCGCGGACUGAUCCGGGCUCCGUGGUGCGUUUGAGACCGGUGUCGGAGUCUGAGAGGGAUUCCCUGAGGAGAAAGGCCACUGAGAUCCAAGCUGAUGUGACACAGUGUCUGCUGGGAGAACGCUGACUCAUCAAAUCCCAAACCCUCUGGAGCGACUCAACGUUUUCAAGACAGAAGAGGACGCUCUGACAGAAAUAUCUCCCAGAAGGCCUCUCUCCUGCUGCUCCAGCUGAUGCCAGAGCUCAGAAUGGCACCUCAGAGCUUCAGCUGAGCCCCAUCCCCUCCGUCACCCCUUGAACCCUCCCACAUUCAAAGGCUUCAACACUCCCUCCGUCCUCCAUCACUUACACAAAGUUUGGGGGAGCCUCACCUUUGGCCUUGCCCUCAGUACACCCCCCUCCCCUCCCCCAGCCCCCCCCCCCCCCCCUCCCUGCAGACCAUGAUGUUUCGUGAUCAGGUGGGCGUGUUAGCCAGUUGGUUCAAGGGCUGGAAUGAGUGUGAGCAGACAGUGGCUCUGCUGUCUCUGCUGAAGAGGGUGAGCCGGACCCAGGCCCGGUUCCUGCAGCUCUGUCUGGAACACUCCCUGUCGGACUGCACCGAGCUGCACGUCCUGGAAGGAGAGGCCAACAAUCCAGGCGUGAUCAGCCAAUGGCAGACUGAGCCUAAGGAGCGUGUCAUCUCCCUGGUGCUCACCCACCUGCCGCUGCUCAAACCCGGUAACGUGGAGGCCAAAGGGGAGUACAUGCGUCUGCUGCCUCGCAUCCUGGCCCACACCAUCGAGCACGGCCACUACCUGGAGGAGUCUCGCCAGCUGCUGUCCUACGCUCUCAUCCACCCGGCCACGUCUCUGGAGGACCGGGCCGCCCUGGCGCUGUGGCUCAACCACCUGGAGGAGAGGGCUGCCGCCCGGGGGGACUCCCUGGAGCGGCCCCCGCCUGCCGGGCCCCACCACCACGCCCACCACCAGUCCACGCCUCCGUCCACCCUCAACUCCUCGGGCUCGUCGUCGUCGUCCUCCUCCACCAACACCUCGUCGUCGGGGAACCUGUACUCCCUGCACCACCACCAGCGCUACGGCUCCGACGACCGGCUCAACGGCUGGCAGAGCUCCAGGGACUCGGGCCUAGGCGGAGGCUGGCAUCAGCAGCACCAGGGCUGUGAGAAUGGACACCUGCUCCUUUACCCAUCAUCCUCUGUGCCAGCGACCAUCAACACAGUGGGAACCGGUGGAGGCGGAAACGCCAUUCUGUCCAGUGGCGGCGGCGGCGGCCAACAGCACAGCCCCCUGAAACGCUCUGUAUCCCUGACUCCGCCCAUGAGCGGCCCCAGUAACCAGCCUUUGGGCCACGUCUGGCUGUCCCAGGAGGACCUCCGGACGGCCCGAGGCCCUGCCCCUGACCACGCCCCCCUGUCCCCCCAGAGCAGCAUCGCCUCCUCAGGCAGCGGAGGCAGUGAGCAUCUGGAUGAGGCAGGGCUGGGAGGAGGCUCCGCCCUCCAUCGCAGCUCCUUCCAUGAGGAGGGCAGCGGCAUGAGAGAUGUUCCUGCCUGGUUGAAGAGUCUCCGCCUCCAUAAAUACGCUGCUCUGUUUUCCACCAUGACGUAUGAUGAGAUGCUGUCACUGACAGAGGAGCAGCUCGAGGCUCAGAAGGUCACCAAAGGAGCCAGACACAAGAUCGUCAUCAGCAUCCAGAAGCUCAAGGACAGACAGAACCUCCUUCGCAGCCUGGAGAAGGAUGUCUUGGAGGGCGGUAACCUCCGCGGUCCGCUGCAGGAGCUCCACCAGAUGAUCAUGACGCCUAUCAAGGCUUUCAGUGGUGGGGAGGAGGCACCGCAGCGCCCCCUGCUGAGCCACGGAGGCAAGAGCGCCGCACCCGGGUCACAUCUGAGCGGUGGCAGCGGGGGAGGAGGGGAGGCGGAGUCUGGCUCCAGCGUCAUCGCGGAGGGGGAUCUGCCUGGACAGUUCACAAGGGUCAUGGGUAAAGUUUGUACGCAGCUACUGGUGUCAAGAUCAGAUGAGGAGAACAUCAGCUUCUACCUACAGCUCAUCGACAAGUGCCUUAUCCACGAGUCCUUCACUGAGACGCAGAAGAAGAGGCUGUUGUCAUGGAAACAACAGGUGCAGAGACUGUUCCGGUCCAUUCCAAGGAAAACCCUCCUUGACAUUGCAGGAUACCGGCCGCAGAGGAGCCGGGGGUUUGGCCAGUCCAACUCCCUCCCCACCGCCUCCUGCGUGGGCAGCGGUGUGUCGGCCAGGAGGAGCCUCCGUCAGUUCCAGAUGCCCUCCAGGAGCCUCCCAGGGGCCCGGCUGCUGGGCAGCGGGGGGCUCCUGGGACCGACGCCCCGGAGCUCCAGCAGCACCCCCACUGGACCCAAACAGGGCCGACAGGGUCUGUGGUUCGCCAACCCUGGGGGCAGUAACAGUAUGCCCAGUCGGAGCCACAGCUCGGUGCAGAGAACCCGUUCACUGCCGGUUCACACCACGCCGCAGACCAUGGUCAUGUUCCAACAGGCCGAUCUUCAGCUACCAGCGACAGAGCCAGACAUCAACAACCGCCUGGAGUCUCUGUGUCUGAGUAUGACCGAACACGCCUUAGGAGACGGAGCUGAUCGAACAUCUACAAUAUGAGCUGAGGACCUGAAGGAGGCAGCAGGACGUCGCAGGUUCACCACAUGUCACCCCGAGGUCACCCGCAGCAGUCCCGCCCCCUCACCCUGCCUGCAGCCAAUGGGAGAGCUCAACCAAAGGAGACUGGGCAGGAUCCACCAAUCACAGAGAGAGAGAGAGAGAGAGCCCAUCACCUGGCGGCCGGCGGCUCGCCCACACCAGCCACCACGAACACAUAGAAUCGACGCCUGGACGAUGUGUGAACAGCGCCGCCCAGAGGCCAGAGGAGGCACCACGGCGGACAGGAGGCACCGAGGCCACCGCCACCGUUUUCAGAUUCAUCACAGUACCUCAGACCCAGAACCAGGAGGACAGCGGAUCGCAGAAGGACCGGGAUGACUGGUUUUAGCGCUGGGAGGCAGUGGAAGUCAUUUAUUCAUAUCGUUUGUAUUUAUUGUUUACAUUCUGAUGCUACUUUCUAAGGGUACAGACACGGUAUGAACGGAAACCUACCAUUUGGCUUUAUGACCCACGAGUAGCCAUCAUCACACUAGUUUACAACCAAUAUGCUUAUCAUUGUGGUUUUUUUUUUACUUUAUCAGCUGACGGAAGGAGAGAAAAAGCGAGAGCAGGUGUAAAGAACGGAGGAAAGAACCAAGUAACGCAGAAAGACAGAGGAAGUAGAAUGAGAAGGAGUUGACCGAAGGUUUGAUGGUGAUGAUGGAAAAGGGAAGCGCAAGUAUCAGAGGAAGACGCCAGAGGCCGGACCUCUGGAUGGCGCCGAGUCGACACGUGAGCGAACGGGACAGGAAGUGAUGUUUAGGCUGAGCUGCACCAGUGAGGAUUCAUGAGGUUUACACUCACAUAGUGUAGAAGAAGAA
Sphaeramia orbicularis (orbiculate cardinalfish) is the source of this 3497-nucleotide messenger RNA. RefSeq names its product sterile alpha motif domain containing 4A (gene samd4a). The coding region runs from base 451 to 2637 and encodes 728 amino acids. Gene Ontology annotation, biological process: negative regulation of translation; nuclear-transcribed mRNA poly(A) tail shortening; regulation of mRNA stability. The transcript is spliced from 13 exons. Gene Ontology annotation, cellular component: P-body. Gene Ontology annotation, molecular function: translation repressor activity; mRNA binding; protein binding. The record is from RefSeq and is a predicted model, not a curated record. Lineage: Eukaryota; Metazoa; Chordata; Actinopteri; Kurtiformes; Apogonidae.